UCCUCUCCUCAAACUUUGGAGACUUUUUGCGCCUCAGCGGAGACGCGUUUGGGAUUUAGCUGGUUCGGAGUCUUUGUGAGUUUCUUCAUUCAGAAAAAGAAAAAUCCGUUUUUCCUGAGAGUUUGCAGAGAGUCAGAAUGAUCCUGCGGGGGGAUCAGCCGCCGCUGCACUGAGAACAUGGGGGUUUUGCCUCGUCAGGGAGGUGGAAGGUGGAGGCUCCGCCACGUCGUCCUCUUUGUUUUGCUGUGGAUGGUUCUGCACCGGACCGCUCCAGUUCUGGGCUGCGGCUCCAUAAACUGUUACGUGGUGCUGACUGAGGCCCAGGGCGAGUUCAGGUCACCCUGCUACCCCCAGAAAUACCCCAACUCUCACACCUGUAAGUGGACCAUGCAAGCGCCGACCGGCUUCAUCAUCCAACUCUCCUUCUUGGACUUUGAAUUGGAAGAGGCACAGGACUGCAUGUAUGACCGGGUCGUGGUGAACACCGGUAGCACUGAAUCAAAGUUUUGUGGUCUGACGGCCAGUGGUUUGACACUAAACUCGACAAGGAACGUGAUGGAGGUUUCUUUCAUCUCUGACUUCAGCAUACAGAAGAGGGGCUUCAUGGUUAGCUUCCAACACGUGGCCGUGGCUUUGAGGAACCAAAAGGUGAAAAUCCCAAAUGGUAAUGGACAAAUUGCAGAGGUCAUCAACUCCGUUUCCAUACCGGCGCUCAAUGAAUUGACCGUAUGCUUUGAGGUGGAAAGAACAGGCUCCAGUCAGACAGAAUGGCUCUUCACCUACUACGACAGCAAUAACAACGUGGUGUUAAGCUUUGGCUACAAUCAGACGGGCAUGGAAAUGGUUAUUGACGGAGUGGUCUGCCCAGUAGAGUCAAUCAUCUCUGUUGCUGAGUUCACCUCUUCCAUGAAGUUCUUCUGUGUCCUCUGGAUGUCCUCAAACAGUCGUGUGGCUGCUUACUUCGAUAGGCGCUACUAUGGGAAGACCUGCUCGCCAUCUAGUGGCCACUCUGUGCCAGCUGGAGGAGUCUUCAAGUUAGGAGGGCUGCAUAGUUUCAAAGGGAACAUGUACAACCUGCGCCUGUGGGAUCGUGCCAUGACAGUACAGGAGCUCAACAGCUUGACCUGCGACAUGGUGGGGAACAUCAUCGACUGGGACAACAGCCAGUGGACCAUCUCGUCCUCUCUUGCUCAGACUGACAACACACUUAGCUGCAUGUGCUAUCCUCAUUGCAUUCAUUUAACUGCUGCUGCGCCCACUAGUGGUUCCAACCCGGCUACCGGCUGCGACUCCGGCGGACUGGGCUGCUCAGCUGCUUCCUCUCCCACCACCUCAUCCACUGACUCCACUAACACCAGCCAUGCUACUAACGCCAUCUCCCACGCCUUCCUUCCUCCCAUCUCUUCUACCUCCACCUCCACCCCUAGCAUUCCUCUAACCCCAGCCAUCAGCACCAACUUUAGCACCAGCAGCUCUUCCAGCUCCUCCUCGUCCUCUGCUUCUGCCUCCAUCAACACCAGCGCUACUUCACCUUCCUCCACCACUGCUCCCAUUGCUUCACCCAGCAGCACACAUGCUGAACAGACAACCAGCAUCACUGCUGCCGUUUCAUCUGCUAGCACUAACCAUGCAGAUACUAACAGCACAGCGCUUGUUUCUUCUUUCGCUUCUUCACCUGAACCUCUUCCAGGGACGACGCUCCAGCUGCCGUUUCUAACCACCAACCAUCCGUCGACUAACAAAGCCGAUGUUUCUUCUCUGGUGGAGAGGAGUUCUGCAAAAUACCCCAAUUCUCCAAGGCCCAAACAUCUGGCGGUUGACCUUCAUAAAACUCUAGCUGGUGGAUUAACUCCUGGAAGAAACUUUGGACUUUUUCAAACGAUCAGAAGAACCCGGCGUGCGUUAUCGUCCAACCCCCGUUCUCUAACGUCCAGUCAGUUCAGUCCUACAGGUCAAAACUCCAGACCUCCAAAGUCACAGCAUCAACCCAGAAUUGUUGCUCCAGCCCCAGGUCCAGCCUCGCCAGUGGAUCCGUCACAUUCACGGCCCCCCGCUGCCUUCUGGGGUUCAGCUUUCUAUCACAGCCCCAAACACUCCCUGGGGUUCAUCUCUACCCCUCUGAGGAAAAGGCCGAGCGGAGGAAGGCGACCAGCAGCCACCCGAGCGACUCCCAGCAGGGUGGAGGUUCGUGUGACAAAACCUUCCCCUCUAAAGACCGGACUGAGGUCGACAGCCAGGCCUUCCUCUAGGAACACCUCUCCCAUGUUGGGAAAUCAGCUUAACAGUUUGAUUUCCACAGCAAAGUCUUCAUCUUCCACCCAUAACAGCACAACAGUCAAGAUUCCCACAACCAGUCGAGACUCUGAAACUCUUCUUGCACCCAUACCAUCACGGGCCUCGUCUCCACGGCAACAUAAAGAUGGUUUGUUCUACAGGGUUUCCUUCACGGUGGAGUCUGAGCUCAACCUGCAGGCGGUGCAGCGAGCCGCAGCGCUCUGGAUUAAUCAAACUUUCCAGAACUGGACACAUUCUUUGGAUUAUAUCAGCUGUUUUUCCGGAUUUCAGCAGAACGCAGCUUUGAACAGUUACACCUGCCAGGCGCUGCUGAUGAUCACCAAUGAGAGUCUGGGUGAAGCCGACGUGUUGGCCCAGCUGAUCAACAACCCGGCCGGGACCAGCCUGCUGGGCCAGGCUGCCUACAUCAACAUUCACCAGAUCGAGAACUGCCCAGAGGACAACAACCUUCACUACCUGUGGCCUGAGACCAAACCCAGAGUCACUCACUUCCUGCCUUGCUUCCCCAACAAGGACCAGAGCGCCUCCAGAACCUGUUUGAUAAACACAGAAACCUUCCAGUCUGACUGGUCGACUGCAAACCUCACCAACUGCUCAGUUACUGCAGAAAAUGCGGCUGGCGUGGCGGAGCAGCUGGAAAACUUCACCAGGAACUCUCUGUCCAAUGAGGAGGUGUCUCAGGUUGUGACGAAGGUCCAGGAACUGGUCAAUGUUGCCAAGAUUGACACGGCGGUGGCCGGAUCGGUCGUCCAGAUCAUCUCUAACGUCAUGGUCAGCUCAGAGAAAGCCUCCAACAUAGCUCUGAAAGCUGUGGAUGAACUGGCUCAGAAGGUGGAGUUCGAUGGGCCGUCGGUGAACAUCAGCUCUAAAAACCUGGCUCUGGGCGUCCUGGCGCUCGACUCCAGAUUGUUCAACGGGACGUCAUUCAGCGCCUUCUUCCCUCCAAACUCCUCCGACCCCAUGAUCGGGUUCGACCGGACGGCCAACCCGUUGGCUCAGGUCACGCUUCCCGCCUCCCUGCUGUCCGGAGUCUCUGAGGACGUUUUCAGCCGGUCGUCUCUGUCCAGGAUCAACUUCAUGUUCUUCAGCAGCCCCAGCCUCUUCAUGAAAGAGCAGAAAGGUUUGUCUCUGAACAGUUAUGUGGUGGCCAGCAGCGUCGGGAACCUUUCCAUCACGGACCUGCAGGAUCCGGUGAAGAUCGAGAUUUCCCAUCUGUCUGAUCAGGCGUCGUUUCGUAGAGAGUGUGUUUUCUGGGACUUCAGCAUGAACAGGGGCGACGGAGGCUGGAAUAACAGCGGCUGCAGCAUUUCUAAAGAGUCGACCUCCAGCAGAAGCGUCUGCCUCUGCAACCACCUGACCCACUUCGGCAUCCUGAUGGACAUUUCCCAGACGUCCUUUAUAAUAGAUCCAGAGAACAAGAAGGUUCUGACGUUCCUGUCCUACAUUGGCUGCGGCAUCUCGGCCAUCUGCUCGGCUGCCACGUUGCUCACCUACAUCGCCUUCGAGAAACUGCGGCGGGAUUAUCCGUCUAAGAUCCUGAUGAACCUGAGCACGUCGCUGUUGUUCCUCAACAUCGUGUUCCUGUUGGACGGCUGGCUCGCCAGUAUGGUCCACAGCGAGGGGCUGUGCAUUUCCGCAGCCGUCCUGUUGCACUACUUCCUGCUGACGUCCUUCACCUGGAUGGGCCUGGAGUCGGUGCACAUGUACAUCGCUCUGGUCAAAGUCUUCAACACCUACAUACGCAGAUACAUCCUCAAGUUCUGCAUCGUGGGAUGGGGUUUACCUGCAGUGCUGGUGGGAAUCGUUGUCACGGUGAAUAAAAACUUUUACGGCGUCUUGAAGGACCACACCGAUGAAUCUGCAAUGAUGUGUUGGAUCAAGGAGAAGAGUGUUUUCUACUCAACCUGCGUCGGUUAUUUCUGCCUGAUGUUCCUGCUCAACGUGGCCAUGUUCAUCGUGGUGAUGAUGCAGAUCUGCGGCCGCAACGGCAAACGCAGCAACCGCACCCUGCGAGAAGAGAUUCUUCGGAACCUGCGGAGCGUGGUGAGCCUCACCUUCCUGCUGGGGAUGACCUGGGGCUUCGCUCUGUUCGCCUGGGGACCCGUCUACCUGACCUUCACCUACCUGUUCACCAUCUUCAACUCCCUGCAAGGUCUCUUCAUAUUUAUCUUCCACUGCGCUCUGAAGGAAAACGUGCAGAAGCAGUGGAGAAGGUACCUCUGCUGUGGCCCCUACAGGCUCUCAGAAAACUCAGACUGGAGUAAGACGGCCACCAACAACACCAAGAAGGUGAGCUCAGACAACCUGGCCAAGUCGCUGUCCUCCAGUUCCUUCGGCUCCAGCACCAUCAACUGGACCUCCAAGGCCAAAGCCACGCUGACACCGUUCUCCAAGCGAAACAGGAACACAGACAAAUGUUUCCCCAACCAGACCAGCCCCAAGUGCGUCUCUUCAUCCUCUUCCUCCUCGGAUGUGGAGCCCAACUCCUCUUCCUCCUCCUCCUCCUCCUCCAUCCUCCCUGUCAGUCAGAUGAUUGACAAGGUGAGAGAUUAUUGCUCCACGCGCACCGACAACUUCUACAAAAACAUCAUCAUGUCCGACAGUUUCGCCAACUGCACCCGGCUCUAGAGCUGCAUCUCCAGGUUCUGGAAGACUUUUUCUUUUUGUAAAUAUUCACGACAGGCUUUCAUCCUGGGACGCGCCUCAUUCUGGAGCAUCUUCAGGUUUCUCUGUUGUUGCCACCCAGAGGAGAUUGUUUUCAAUUUAAAGGAGCUUGGGGAAUCUUUGCAGAUCGGACUGGGAACGUCUUCUGGAACGUUUCCUUUUCCUCCUGGGAAAAUGGAUCAGUCUUUACGCCGUCCUAUAACGCACCUACAGUCUUAAGGAACAUGUUUUAUUUUAUUGUUUUCUUGUGUUAUAUUUGUUAGUUUGGUAUUGUAUAAGUAGUAGGAGUUUAACAAUGUGGAAAUCAUUUAGGUCAAGAAAUUUGUUCAAGCUCAACUCAUUAAAACAAAAUCAGUGACAUUCAAAUCUAGUCCUGUCCUCAAGAUUUCAGUAAAUUAUAACAGAAUCAAUAAUUCCCCCAAAAAAACUUUACUGCAACCCAGAAGAUUUUCUGAUGACCAGGGAACAAAGUGUCUGAUGGGCAGAGAAACAAAAUAAAUGAUUAGAACAUAGAAGUCCACUGCAAACCCUGAGAAGUAAAAAAAUAGUUUUUCAAAAUGUUUGGUGAGUCCAGAGCUGAGAGCUUCUGGUUUCUACAUGGAGGGUCUUUCCUGGUGGUUAUUGGUGGUGGGCUUUAAUUAUUAUAUAUAUAUUUACAUUAGUCUAAGAUGAGACUGAGAACAUGAAUUAGAAAUAAAUAUCUCGACCUCAAUUACACAUUUUUCACUGACAAAAUCAGCUCAAUAAAAGACAAUAAAUCAUGUAAACAGAAAACCAAAACUAUAACAAUUGAACUGAUUUAAACCACUUUCUGAACAUGUUGGAGUUGGUUUGUUAUGGUGUCGUUUGUAAAAUCACACUGUUAAAAAUGAACAGCAACAAUUUGGUUUAUAAAGCCAAAAUUGUUUCAGUCGCAUGUUCACUGUUUAAAACUAAACAUUUAAUUAGAACAAAACUAAAUAUUUAGCUUUAAUAUAAGUAUUUACUUAACAAGUUAAGUAGUUAGAUUCUAAAUAAAUAUAUGAAGUAUUUAGCUGCAAACUAAGUGUUUAGUUAGGAAGGUAAAUGCUUAGUUAGCCUGAGUGAUGAGUGGAAGUAAUUUUACAAGCCUUCAUGUCACUUCUUUAUUAUAGAGUUUCUUCCUUUUCUUAUACAAUAUUUCACCUUAAAACAAAGAAUUAGUCACAUUAUUGACAAUGGAGAUGUUCACUGAUUGUUCUGGAGGUUCACAAGAUCCAGCUUUUAUUUUGAUAUUCCAAAUAUCAGCUGAAUAUUUAGAUAGUUUGUAAACAACUAAUGGAGAGCUGGCUAAAUAUUAAUCCACCUGAGAGCUAAAUAUUUAGUGUGAAGUUUAAUACAUCGUUGGUAAACUGAACAUUUAGCUCGGUAUAUUUGAUUUUUUAUAAAUGAAUGCGUAACAUGAUGAAAUUAUUUAUUGACUAAAUAACCCAAAAUAUUGCUGGUCAUUUUUGACUGCAUGUGUUUUAUUAUUUCAGCUUUAAUAUAAAAACUUUUCUGUAUUUCCUGAGAGGUUGAGAGCUAAGUAGUGGUUAAUAUGGUGACAUAUUUACGUGUUGUAUAAAUUAUUUUCUGGCAGUAAGUAUGUUUUUAAGUGUUACGGAAACAUCUGGCAGUGACCACAAGGUGCCUGCUGGAUGUCAUGAAGCUGAAUUCAUUCACCGUUGAGGAUCUGCUGCUGCUGCUGCAGACAAAAACCUUUUCCAAUAAACUCGGAGAGGAAUGCUACUCAUCACUUUAAUAAUCUGUUUGUACACACAGAAUAAGCUAUAAAGAGAUUUAGCUGAUUUAGCUUCUGCCUCCACCAUGCAGCUCCAGAUACACAGAAUACUUUGGAUGAAUUUCACUAGAACCAAAUGAUCUUUUACAAAGUCUGCAGAACACAAAAUCCCUCCUGGAAUCGGUUUGAGACGCGUCAAGUCACAGGAACAAAGCUUGAGUUAAAAAUGACCCAUCAAACCACCCAGUUUUUCACAUCCAGGCGUCUCCAGGAUGAUGAGGUGCUUCAGUUUGGAGCCACAGGGUGGUCAGAGACGCUGAUGCGAUCCUACUGUAUCACAUAACCGCCGGACUGUAAAAAAAGGGAAAGAGUCGGAGUCAGGUUGGAGAAAAAUGGGCUGUUAUGUUCUGUUGUCUUUUUUAAUACUGUGAUGUUUGUUUGUGGAGCCAUAUCCUCUGUAAAUAGUGAUCUCUCUGCUCGAUGUGCCUAAUUCUGUGGCCAUGAGAUCUGUGGAUGCAGGAACGCUGCAGUCCGGAUCGUUGUGAAGCUCCGACUGCACAGGAGAACGGAAGAGACGGGAAAGACGAAACAGAUUUCCUCUGAUUCAUAAAGCUUAGCAUCACGUUUGGUUCAGAUUAGACUUUUGUGUUGUUAGGAAACUGAUCUGUGUUUUGCAUCUUUGAUUUUUCUCUGCAGCUGUUUGGGUGAAGAUUAAAUAAAUACACUUUAUUGUUACAUAAGCAGACUUUUUCACCUUAAUGCUGCUUCAUUUUACAUCUGAGAAAUGAAAGCAGAAAGCCCGACCAACCGCAAAUGGAGGCUCAAUCAGUCUUUGUUUUUUCUGCCAUGUGAGUUUGAAAUCUGGCAGCUUGAACAUGGAAAGAAUCGUUUUAGGGUGAAAAACUGUGAUUCCUCUGCACAACAGGAUGAAAAAUGAGGAAUUAUUGGGGACUUUUUCACAGAGCUGCGCAUGAAAAGUCUUUUUCUUGUAAUUUUCAAUGUCUGUGAGGCAGAAGGAAUAAAUAAACUCAAUCAGUCUUAGAAGCAGGAACCUGUUUUAUGUCUUUGGCUUAAACGUUGACCGCAGUCUCUGAGAAUUAAAGGUUCAUUUCGCCCAUCUCAGUGGGCCAGUUUUCUGAUAUUUCCCACUGGAAGAGGUUUACAACAAGGGCUAGGAAACCCAAGAACCUUGUUUUUGGGGAAAAUUGUAACGAUUUUAGCACCACAAGUGAAAUCCCAUCCAGGUUCCUCUGUGUGUUGGCAACGGUUUUAGCUAGUGGUACCUUAAAAAGGGUCAAGUUCUGCUUUUCUAUGACUUUUACCAAAUAAGCCAAAUAUUCACAUUGAACACUCUUUCCUGAAGGAAAACAUCGCCCCUGCAGCUUUGGCUGCAAAAACAUUCAAAAUAAAGGUUAUGGAUAAUUAAUGACCCCCGACUAUUUCAGACUUUUUGUCUCGUCACUGAUCUGUUUUUUUUUACAGCAUAUAAAAUUGAUAGGUUUUUAUGUAAUAAAGUAUUCUUUAUCUUCAAUAUGAUAUUUUUAAAAGACUCUUCUGUUCCAGUUUUGAAAUAAAAGAUUUAAGCUGAAGUAUCGUUGGAGUAAAUCGUGAACUCUGAUGACAGAAAACAGUUUGUAAAAGCAGAGAC
Gambusia affinis (western mosquitofish) is the source of this 8345-nucleotide messenger RNA. RefSeq names its product adhesion G protein-coupled receptor G6 (gene adgrg6). Lineage: Eukaryota; Metazoa; Chordata; Actinopteri; Cyprinodontiformes; Poeciliidae. Bases 178 to 4923 code for a protein of 1581 amino acids. The record is from RefSeq and is a predicted model, not a curated record. Gene Ontology annotation, biological process: adenylate cyclase-activating G protein-coupled receptor signaling pathway; myelination in peripheral nervous system; heart trabecula formation. Gene Ontology annotation, cellular component: membrane. Gene Ontology annotation, molecular function: laminin binding; G protein-coupled receptor activity. The transcript has 35 exons.